Paramecium primaurelia is the source of this 2725-nucleotide messenger RNA. The record is from the annotation of a GenBank genome assembly. Lineage: Eukaryota; Ciliophora; Oligohymenophorea; Peniculida; Parameciidae.
AUGAGUCUCAGUUCUUAUGAAAUCGAGCUACCCGUGAAUAAGGAAUCACCUUAUUAAUAACUAUAUAGAGGGAGACAUGAUAAUGACUUAAUUUAUAUGUUACACAUAUUUCCAAAGCAAACAUUAACUUCAUAAAUGUAGCAAUAGAUUUUUGAAAGGGCAGAAGAAUUCAAUUUUAUAUUUGAAAAACUGGAUUUCGAGGAUUUUAUUUUAAUAUCCUAUAAGGAUAGUACUUUAUGGACAAACUUAGAAUAAAAAGUUAAAACAGAAUCUCUAAAAUCCUUCUAUCUAAAAUUAUAUUCAUAAUACUCGAAACUUAAAGGAAUAAUAGAUUUUGAUUAAGAUUUUGUUUUUGUAAAAGAAGAUGAAGUUUUUAUUAUUGAUUAUGGAAUUAAUCAACAUGUAAUGAAAAAGCAUAAAGAUCUAGAAUAUACUACAAAAACUAAAUCUUAUCUUUUUGGUUAACUAAUUUUUAACCUCUUAUGUAAUCGAGAUAUUAGUGAUAGAUUAUUAUAGUGCACAGAACAAUAUUAAAUAGAUGCUAUUAUUCAUUAAGCUGCUGAAAAUUAAAAAAUCAAUAAUGAAAUUUUAGAAUGCUUAUUAAAACUGCUUAAAUUAGAUCCUAAUUAAAGGCCCACUUUUGAAGAAGUUGGAUAAUGGAAAUUGUUCUUUUCAAAAAAAGAUAUUUCAAAAGUUGCAUCAAGUGUACUUGAUUUCUCAAAUAUGAAAAUUGGCACAUAAUCAAGUCGUUAAAAUUAAACUUAAAGAUCAGCAAGACCAUAAUCUUAUGAUUAGAAAGUUUUGAAUACUGCACAUAAUCAAUCAGUCAAAGCUGCAAUCUAAAAAUAAAGAAGAUAAGUUCCAUCAACAAAUAAAGUAUGCUCUUCUUAUGUAUUUGCAUCUUAAAUAAUUACUAACAAUAUGAAAAAUAAAAAGAUUUAAUAAAACUUUACUAACCUUGUAUCAACUCAAUAAUCAUUUUUUUAAUAAACUGGUUAACAUUUAUACACUUCUGAAAUGAAUUAGAGUUCAUAUCCAAAAACUUAAAACCAUUUUUUUGCUAAAUAGCCUGAUUAAUACUAAUAAACAUCUCAAAAAAGUUUUAAGGAAUCUAAUAAUAGUAAUAAUUAAUAAUUUUAAUAACCAUAAUAAUAACAAAGAAUAGAAAAGAAGUCUCCAUUUUUAUUUGAUGGAUCGUAACCCCCAAUAUUGAGUAUUACUAAGCCCUAAAAUCCAUAAUCUAUUGGUGGCUAAAAUCGUAAUUUAAAUUAAGAGGCUAACUUUUUUACUAACAAUAAUUCAAUUCCCUCAAAUUAUACAUCUCCUAAAUAAAAUAUCUAUUAAAACUAAAAUACAUAAUAACAAUAAUAAUAAUAACAAUAAUAAUAAUAAUAAUAAUAAUAAUAAUAAUAAUAAUAAUAAUAAUAAUAAUCUAUUUCCAGUAAUCCUCCAAAAUAAAUUCAAUUUUUAUAAUAAUAAUAACAAUAAGUUGUAGAAGAUAAUUAAAGUUUUCAUUUCAAAUCACUUCCAUCAGAGGCAUCUAGUUAAAAUUAAAAAUCAUAAAAAGAUGAAAAAUAAUAACCAAAGUUGAAAACGCCCUUUUAAUUAGCAUAAAAUACUAAUGAAGAUGAAGUUGAUGACAUUAAAUUACAACAAAUUAAUAGUGCAAAUUAGAAUUAUAAUAAAGAUUAAAUUUAAAAUAAUGAGAAGGAUAAAAAGUAAGAAUUUUUUAAAAAACCAUAACAGGACAAUAAAUUAACUUCAAAUUCAACAUUUUCAAAAAAAGAAGAAGAUUAAGUCAUUGAUACUUAUCCAAUAAACAAUUUAUAGAAUUAAAAAGCCUAAUCUAUUAAUGAUAUUGAAGAACCACCUAUUAUAAGACCAAAUAAAUCACUCCAAUAAGAAGUCCCAAAAUAAUAGAAACCUACUAUUUAGACUACUCAAAAUCCAAAAGUUAAUUAAGUAGAUCUAAAUUAAAUUUUUAAUGAAUAUGUGUAGAAGUAAAAUGUUAUGAUUAAUAAGAUAUUAUUCGUAUUUAGCGAUUAUUUAAUAUAUAACAAUUGCAGUAGCAGAUUUAAAUGAAAAACUUAGCAUCCAUGGAUAAAUUUGGAUUGUACCAUUAUGCAUUGUUUUUAAAGUAAUUUGUUUGUGGACUAAAUUUUAGAGAGCAUAUGAAAUUAGAAAAAUAAUUGAAAAAGAUAUAGAGAAAUAAAAAAAUAUUUUUGAACUAAAAGAUUUUGUUAAAUUUAAAUCUUCACCUUAGUAUGCACAGUUAUUAUAAAAUGUUACAAAGUAGAAUAAUGUGAUGGAAAAAGAGUUUACAGAGAUGUUAGAGGCUGCAUAAAAGAAUCUAACUAAAUUGGAUUCAAAUUCUUAGUAAAAAAUGGCUGCCCUUCUUAACUUAGAUAUCAAAAAAUCUAUCAAAGAAUAGGCUGAAAAAUAUCUAUAUACUUAAAUUUACCCAAGAGUAAAGUCAGCUAUAGGAAAAUUAAGAGCAAAAACAUUAACAAAUAAUAAAUUUUCAGAAUUAGAUUGGAUGCAAACAAGAUUAUUGAGUUUGUAUUCAAUUUUAAUAAUGGAAUUAGAUUUAUACUAAUGUGAAUCCACUCUUUUUAAUGAAGCAACUCUUAUGAAAUAUAGAAAAAUGUAAAAUAUUGAUGAAAUUGAAUAAUUUUGCAAUUAAAUAGAAAAUACGAUCAAGGAACUUCCAAUAUUCAUAAAAUGA